Molecule: messenger RNA, 548 nt
Organism: Acaulospora colombiana
Lineage: Eukaryota; Fungi; Glomeromycota; Glomeromycetes; Diversisporales; Acaulosporaceae
Source: the annotation of a GenBank genome assembly
AUGAGCUCCCCAAAAGUUUCUCCAGUCCCAGGGACACCUUCUAGUCUAUCAAAUGGUGUGAAUGGUCUCAUUAAUACCAGUCAGGCUAUAGCGGAACGGAUACAGAUUGUCGACGAGCAAAAGCAAUUCAAUAACCAAUUGGGCCAGCAAAUCACGAAAUGGGGCCUACAGGAUGCCGGAUUCUCUUACAAUAUCGUCGCUGUUUUCGGUAGUCAGAGUACCGGAAAGAGUACUCUCUUAAAUCGACUUUUUGGAACAACAUUCGAUGUUAUGGACGAAACUCGUCGCCAGCAAACUACCAAAGGAAUCUGGAUGUGCCGAGCCCAAACAGCUCCCCUCCUAGUGAUGGAUGUAGAGGGAACCGAUGGAAGAGAAAGGGGAGAAGACCAAGAUUUUGAACGAAAGAGCGCACUUUUCUCAAUGGCGAGCAGUGAGGUACUAAUUGUCAAUUUGUGGGAGCAUCAAGUUGGUCUCUAUCAAGGAGCAAAUAUGGGCCUGUUAAAAACAGUGUUCGAAGUGAACUUGGGACUGUUUGGCAAACGAGACGA